Strigops habroptila (Kakapo) is the source of this 3999-nucleotide messenger RNA. It is a transcript of the gene LPIN3, whose product is annotated as lipin 3. Gene Ontology annotation, biological process: positive regulation of transcription by RNA polymerase II; cellular response to insulin stimulus; triglyceride biosynthetic process. The record is from RefSeq and is a predicted model, not a curated record. The coding region runs from base 4 to 2715 and encodes 903 amino acids. Gene Ontology annotation, molecular function: transcription coactivator activity; phosphatidate phosphatase activity. NCBI's taxonomy places the organism in Eukaryota, Metazoa, Chordata, Aves, Psittaciformes, Psittacidae. The transcript is spliced from 20 exons. Gene Ontology annotation, cellular component: nucleus.
CGAAUGGGACAUAAGCGCUGGUGGGAGCGAGCCCGGCUGGGUGCCGGGUCCGCCCCGCGGGAGGCAGGGCUGUGCUCGGUGCGCUUCGGGAGCCCUCCCCUUGCUCAGUCUCAAACCAUGAACUACAUGGGGCAGCUUGCUGAGACGGUCUUUGUCACGGUGAAGGAGCUAUACCGGGGCCUGAACCCCGCCACGCUGACGGGCUGCAUCGACGUGGUGGUGGUGAGGCAGCCCGAUAACUCCUUCCAGUGCUCCCCGUUCCACGUGCGCUUCGGGAAACUGGGUGUGCUGCGCUCCAGGGAGAAGGUGGUUGACAUUGAAAUAAAUGGGGAGCCUGUGGACCUGCACAUGAAGCUGGGUGACAAUGGAGAGGCCUUCUUUGUCCAGGAGUCGGAGGAGAAUGAGGGCAGCAUCCCUUCCCGCCUCUGCACGUCCCCCAUCCCCAUGGAGCAGAGCCUGGAGGAGGAUGCUCAGCCCCCUCAUGGGCAGGAGGCUGCCUUGCGCAAGAGGAGGCGCCGCAGGAGAAAGCCCAAGAGGAAGGAAGUGUCAGACACCGAGUUAGAAGGCUGUGAGGAGACCAGAUGUGAGAUGUCCAUGGAGGAGCCAUGCAAGCUGCCAGCCCCAAGUGAUUCAGUGUAUUUCUCCUUCGCUGAUCUCCCUGAAGAAGGAACCAUGUCGCUGCAGUCCCCAGAGGUGCACCCUUACUCUGAUGGGGAGCUGGCCUCUGCAGACAGCUCCCUCCUGAGCCAUCCAUCUUCUCCCAGAAGUGAUUCUGAGCUGGAGAUCAGGCCACAGGAGAGCUUUGCUCUGGGGACUGAGUCCCACGUGCAGUGGACCUGGGGAAGGCUCCCUCAGGUGAAUAAAUCCGAACGAGUUGAACCAGCCAAGUCCACAAAGACCAUUGCUACGGCAGAAACCACUAUCUCUGCGGCACUGGCCCCAGAGGAUGAGGCAACCCAUCUUGUUGCCAGCUCUGAAGGUGUAGGAGGAGGUCCAUGCCCAGCAGGACCUCAGGCCAUACCCUGUUCCUCUGCUGUGUCUGUUAUUGAGCCAGCCUCUGCACCACGGGAUGGGAACAGCUUCCCCAGGCUGCAGGAUGUCCCCAGUGCUGCGAGGGCAGAGAGCUUGUUGGACACCCCCUUACCCCCACAGGAGGGAGGCAGGAGUGUGGUGCCAGAGGUUCAGCCAGGUGCUGCCCUGGGGCAGGUGAACUCAGAGGGCCCUGAGCCCCAUGUGGAAAGCCAGAGGAGACAAGGAGCCAUCAAAAGAAGUCCCCACGUGGGUCCCGGUGACGUUUACCUGCCAGACCUCUCCAGCCUGGCUGCGGAGCAGGCAGCUCUCCGUUUCCCCAGGAGUGUCCUGGAGCAGAGUUCAAAGCCUGCGGCAGCCCCCAGCAGCGCUGUUGGUGCCCAGCUGCCACCCCACGUGCCUGCUGACAGCCCCACGGCCCCCGAGCUGCUGCCCGCGGCUGCCCUGUCGCUGUGCGGAGGCCUGGGGGGCAGCCGGCACAUCUCUCACGAGAAGUUCAUGGAGCACGUUGUCUCCUACCAGCAGUUUGCUGAGAAUCCAGGGCUCAUCGAUGACCCAAACCUGGUGAUACUGCUCAACAAGAAGUAUUACAACUGGGCAGUGGCUGCUCCCAUGGUCCUGUCCCUGCAGGCUUUCCAGAGGAACAUUCCUGAGAGCACCAUCGACCAGCUGGUGAAGGAGAAGAUGCCCAAGAAGGGCAGCAGGUGGUGGUUCUCCUGGAGGAGGAGAGAAUUCCCAUCGGAGGAGCAGCAGUUGAGGCCAGGAAAAGCCAACGUGGGGAUGCUGCAGCCUGGUUCCACUCAGCAGAGGCAGGAAGAGGGGUCAUCCAGUGAUGAAGAGCCCCUGCACCCUGGGGACAUGUUAGCAAUGGAUGCUCCUGAACAGAAAUCUCUGCCAACCUACAAGAAAUCCCUGCGGCUCUCCUCUGAGCAGAUCGGAAGGCUGAAUCUGCAGGAUGGCCCCAACGAGGUGGCGUUCAGUGUGACGACCCAAUACCAGGGCACGUGCCGCUGUGAGGCCACCAUCUACCUGUGGAACUGGGAUGACAAGGUGGUGAUCUCGGACAUCGAUGGCACCAUCACUAAGUCGGAUGCUCUUGGGCAUAUUUUGCCGCAUCUGGGAAAAGACUGGACUCACCAUGGGAUUGCUAAGCUCUUCCAUAAAAUCCACCUGAAUGGCUACAAGUUCCUGUACUGCUCAGCCCGAGCCAUCGGCAUGGCGCACAUCACCAAAGGCUACCUCAAAUGGGUCAACGAGCAGGGCUGUGCGCUCCCCAAGGGCCCCAUCCUGCUCGCCCCCAGCAGCCUCUUCUCUGCCUUCCACAGGGAGGUGAUUGAGAAGAAGCCAGAGGUGUUCAAGGUCGCCUGCUUGAAGGACAUCCAAAACCUGUUUGCCACCAAGCUGCCCUUCUACGCGGCUUUUGGGAACAGAGCCAACGAUGUCUAUGCUUACAAGCAGGUUGGCCUGCCGGAGAGCCGCAUAUUCACAGUCAACCCCAAGGGAGAGCUGAUCCAGGAGCUCACGAAGAACCACAAGUCAACGUACGAGCGGCUGUCGGAGCUGGUGGAGCUCAUCUUCCCUCCCCUGGGGCAGAGCGGGAGCGUGGCUCUGGUGUGUCCGGAGUACAGCCACUUUGCCUACUGGAGACCCCCACUGCCUGCUGUUGACUUAGAUGCCUUCUCCUGACCUUGUUACCUGUGGAGACCUGAGGCAGGGCUUUCCUGUGUGUCCUCUGCCAGGAUGGGGUGCUCCACAUGCCUCUGCUCUUCCCUGCUUGCUGCUCAGACGUUUUGCACUUCUCCCAGGGGUCAUGUUCUGCACUAGCAACACUCCUCAGGGGCCUGAAGAGCUCUGACUCUACAAAAACUGCAUUUACUAAACUAAAACUCCUGUAAGCUGGGCCUCUGCUUAAUGUUCUUACCAGCUUUAAAGCCUGGUUCUUCGUUAAAAGUGGUGGUGGGUCACUCACUGUCUUAUUGAUGAGCAUAGCUAUUGCUACCUCCAGUAUGACCAAUGUUUCCAGCAAUCCAGCUCCCUGCAGUGUGGAAGCUGAUGGAAUGAAGCUGUCCUGUGGCUUAACAGCUUGUUAAGGUGGCUGGAAGCUGUUUGGGGUUUGAGUGUUCUUCACCAAUAGCACUUAAUCUGGGCUGCUGCUUGUUUGCUGUAGCCCUGUGCAUGGAGGUGGGAGCCAGGCUCUGUGCCCUUCUCCAGCUGUGGGUGAGUUUGGUGCUCAGGGCCCUGCCAAGAGCAUCAUCUUGGUGGAGAUGGGGGUAGGAUCUACUACAGCUUCCUUGGCCUGUGGAGCCAGGGCACUGGAGAAGAACUUUUCUUUCUUUCCCUUCUUUCUUUCUUCUGCCUUCAGGUACUGGUGCAAACCUGAUUUCACACAGGAAGCAAAGCCUGGCUUUAUGUGCAUGGGGUGAAUCUCCAGUGCCUGCGGCCUGCUGCAGCCUCGUGCUCCUGUAUUGGAGCGUUCAAGCGGGGUUGCCCUAAAGCAGGGUUGGGCUGGGACUCAACCAGCGUGUGCUGGGUGAGGGACCUGUCGCAACCUGGUGUCCUGCUCUGGGAGCUCUCGGCUGUGACUACAUAAACAGAACCAGGCAGGAGCACUGCUGGGCUCCUUCCCCAGCCUGCCAUCCACAUUCUCCUUCCUUGAUCACUGGUGUGAGUGUAAAUCUACUCUGCCUGCCCUGUGCUGUAGCUCUGCUCCUCUGAAAGCCACACACAUCACUGUGAUCCUGGAAACCUCAGCAAGAAAUACUUUAUUUUUUUUUCUUUUCCAGUACAAACACUUUUUCAGCUUUAAAAAUCUGAACAAAUGUACAAGGUUUUAAACACAAUAAAACACAGCCUUUUCCCAGCAUCACUUAGCAACUGCCUCAGGGAGCUGCCUGUGCAAGGACAGCCCCAUGGGCACCAUCUCCUUCCCUCUCUGCAAGCAAAACCACAAUAAAAAUGCCCUAUUUUGCA